This is a messenger RNA of Didymodactylos carnosus, 2541 nucleotides long. The record is from the annotation of a GenBank genome assembly. Lineage: Eukaryota; Metazoa; Rotifera; Eurotatoria; Philodinida; Philodinidae.
AUGCAGCAGUCGCAGCCUCCACCCCUUGCCUAUUCAGUACCUGACGGAUGGAAAAUUAUUUUUCCACGAAUAACAGUUCUUAUCUUGGCUGUUAUUGAAACUGUGCUAGUCGCAUUAUUAUUGAUGUUGGAAAUAGCUAGUUUAGCAUUAUUGACAUAUCGACAAACUGGAGUAGGAAUAUGGGCACUUUUGGUUUAUAUUCCAGCAAUUGUUCUAACAUUUCUGCUCGAAUACAAAGUUUUACAAGAAAUAAAAAAAAUAUUGUACAAACGUAUUGAAAUUGAUACUGCCUAUGCACAGCAACUUCAAGAAUUAACAGCAUAUAUUGAUAAUAAAAUACAAUGGCCAUCAAUGCAUCCUAUUAGUAGUGCAUCUCAUGAUUUAUUCAUGCAGUGGUCUACAAUGGCGUCGUUAAUUACUUCAAAUGCGGAAAAUUUCAAAAAGAAUGUUAUAGAAGAUAAUCUGGAACAAUUGAUCAAACAAAAACUGGACACACGAAAAUAUUUAGACGAAGAAAAAAAACGUCUUGAUAACGAAAGACGAGAAGCACAAAAUGGUUUAAGCGAGACUCAGUCAAAAUAUCUGAUACAAGCACAAGCCAUGGCAGCGGCAACUUCAAAAUUUCGUACUAUUAAUACAAAUCCAAAACAGAGUGAAGAAGCUAAACAACAAGCAAAACAAAAAUGCCACUCUGUGAAAAAAGAUUUACAUUUAAUACAUAACGAAUACAUAUUAAAAUUGAAUGAAACGAAUUUUGUCGAAGGACAACAUGUAAAUUCAAUAAAAAGGUUUCUAACCUAUCAUGAAGAUACACAAAAUAUUUUAAGUAAUUCCUGGAAGACAAUAUUGGAAAAAUUAGCCGAUUAUACAGAUUGUACGCGAACAGAAUUUAGAACAAUUGUCGAUAAAACUUAUCAAAUUACAAAACCUAUCGAACCAAAAUCAUGUUAUCUAGAAUUUUGUAAAAAUAAUUCGAAUUGUAAACGCAUAACGGCACGUGUAGAAGAAUUCAAUGACAGUUUGUUGAAAACAGCCGGUGUGGAUGAUUUAUAUAUAAAUAAAAUAGCUGCCGAUAUAUUAACAAUUGAAGAUUUAAACGACAAACUUAAAGCACUGAGUUCGAAUGAAAAAAAUUGUCAGAUACCAACUACUAUCAAUCAGAAAGCAAUUGGUCAAGUGAAAAAUAGCGAAGAUUCCUAUAAGGUACAUAAAGAUAUAUUCGUUGAAGAACAAAAUAUAGAAAGUUUACAAGCAAAAUCAGUCUGGCAACGUCAAGUACGAUCGAUUUUGGAAGAUGCUCUCAGCGAUAGUGGAGCAACUAGUGGACAACUACUGGAUAAUUGCGUGACAUUUUCUCCGAUAUCGCUUACAAAUAAACUUGAAGAUCAACCAUAUUUUCAUGGCAUCAUGCCCCGACAGGAUGCUGCUAAAGAACUAAAAGCAAAAGGUGAUUUCCUUGUAAGAGUUAAUGAUAAAGAGCAAUGCGUUUUAUCAUUACUGUGGACUCGUUCAAAUGAUCCAUCAGCAGUCGAAGAUCGACAUUUUGUCAUUAAUUUUACUAAUAAUAAAUAUUCAUUUGUAAAUGGGGGUGCGGUUAAACCAUCCGUUAAAGAGCUAAUCGAUUAUUAUUUGCUCAGCAAAGAAGAAUUAAAAACAGAUGGUACAAAACUUAUUCGACCUGUUGAACGUCCCGGUUUUAUUAUUGAUAAUGAUGAAAUUAUCAAAAAUGAAAAGCUUGGCCAAGGCAAUUUUGGACAAGUAGUGAAAGCAGAGUACAGAAAGCGAAAUGUAGCUGUUAAAAUUUUACAUAUGCCUUCCAAUCCAAAUAAACCUACAGCACAAAUGCAAAACGAAAGAAGUAACUUUAUCAAAGAAGCAUUAAUGUUAUCGGAGUAUAAUCAUAAAAACAUUGUCAAAUUUAUUGGUAUAGCCGCAAUGAAAGAUCCCAUCAUGAUUGUUAUGGAACUUGUUGAAAAAGGAAGUUUGGAUGAAUAUCUUAAAAAGGCUAUAAAGGGGCCAAGUCGAAACCAAUUAACAAAAUUUUGUCGAGAUAUUGCUGAAGGAAUGGCUUAUCUUGAACAGCAACGAGUUAUACACCGUGAUUUGGCCGCUCGUAAUUGUUUAGUGGACAAAAAUGAUAAUGUUAAAGUUGCCGAUUUUGGUCUGUCAAGAUGUUUAGAACAUGGUGAAGAAUAUUUUUCGACGUUAAAAGCAGUACCAACAAGGUGGUGGGCUGCUGAAUUAUUUGCACACGAGCCCUAUACUCAUAAAAGUGAUGUGUGGAGUUAUGGUGUUACAAUAUGGGAGAUAUUUAGCCAAGCUAAAACCCCCUAUAAUGGCCUGGCUAAUCAUGAAGUGAUAGACUAUGUCCAACGAGGCGAACGUUUGAAACAACCACCAGCAUGUAGUGACUUUAUAUACAAAUUAAUGACACGUUGUUGGCUUAUGCCAGUCAUGCAUCGUCCUAGUUUUAAGCAAAUUGUAGAAAUUUUCGCCAAAGAAACAAGCAUUUUCACGGGGUUAGAAAAUUUGUUAUCUUGA